Messenger RNA from Aspergillus eucalypticola CBS 122712, 2260 nucleotides. Its product is annotated as acetoacetate-CoA ligase. The record is from RefSeq and is a predicted model, not a curated record. Gene Ontology annotation, molecular function: acetoacetate-CoA ligase activity. Lineage: Eukaryota; Fungi; Ascomycota; Eurotiomycetes; Eurotiales; Aspergillaceae. The coding region runs from base 1 to 2172 and encodes 723 amino acids. Gene Ontology annotation, cellular component: cytosol. Gene Ontology annotation, biological process: lipid metabolic process. The transcript is spliced from 2 exons.
AUGGCGCCCCAGUAUCUACACCGAUUGAGUGCCUGGGUAAGCGAAGGCUCCCUUGCCAACCAGUUCAUUCAGCUCUUCCAGCUAUUCAAUCGACCGGGUUCAGGCGGAGCAAGGAAUGAUGCUCCUGCUCUUGAUGACAACGGCCGUUUGCCCGAAUCUCAAGCUCGCGAUGAGAUACUCUGGCGUCACGCUGCUCCAGAGAAGACCCAGAUGUGGGCAUUCAUGCAAAAAGUAAACACCAAAUAUGACUACUCUUUCCAGACAUAUCAAGACCUCCACCACUGGAGUAUCACGCACCGCAGCGAGUUCUGGGCCGAGGCGUGGGACUUUUGCGGGAUCCGAUAUUCGCGAUUUUACGAUCAGGUCGUGGACGAUGCGGCUCCAAUGUGGCCACCACCCGCCUGGUUCAGCGGUGCCAGGCUUAACUUCGCAGAGAACCUCCUGUUCCCUACACAGACAGUGUCAGAGGAAACCGUCGCGGUAAUGUCCAUCAACGAGGGGGACGGGGACCGCGAAUUUAUCACAUGGAAAGACCUGCGCGAGCAGGUACGCCGGUGCCAGGCCGGAUUGCACAGCUUGAAGAUUCAGCCCGGCGAUCGAGUGGCGGGAUACGUCGCCAAUCACAGCACUGCUCUCGUCGCAAUGCUGGCUACGACUUCGCUAGGAGCCAUUUGGACAGCCGUCAGCCCCGAUACAGGCGUCAAAGGGACGCUGGGCCGCCUCGUACAGGUCGAACCUCGGCUCCUGUUCACUGAUAAUGCCGUCGUCUACAAUGCAAAGUUAUACUCCGUGCUGCCCAAGACCCAGAAGAUCGUCGCCAGUCUUCCCUCCCUAGAAGCUGUGGUAGUUGUGCCUACUGCAGCGAGCAUCCAGGCUAACCUUCCGGGUUCUGGGCCUGCGUCCUCCAUGACAUGCUGGACAUACGAGGGCUUCCUCACCCAAGGAUCCGAGACACACCGGCUGAAAUUUGUCCAUAUGCCGGCUGAGCAUCCCUUGUACAUUCUCUACAGCUCAGGCACCACAGGCGAGCCCAAGUGCAUCGUGCACGGGGCUAUUGGAACGCUGUUGCAGCACAAGAAGGAACAUAUUCUGCAAAGUGACAUCCGGCCGGGCGAUCGACUCUGCUACGUGACGACGUGCAUGUGGAUGAUGUGGCAUUGGCUGGUGUCAGGACUAGCCUCUGGAGCUACGGUGGUUUUGUAUAACGGGUCGCCGUUUCACUACACACCCGUUAGGCAGAACAUAUCGGUCAAAGAGGAGUUGGCUAUGCCGAAGCUGAUUGACGAGCUUGGCAUCACCCAAUUCGGGGCCAGCGCAACGUACUUUUCCAUGCUGGAGCGCGGAGGACACUGGCGUAAAACCCCAUCCAUGAAGACGCUAAAGGCCGUCUACUCCACGGGCUCGCCGCUUGGCCCGUCAACAUUCCGUUACAUCUAUCGAGCUUUCGGCCCGCAUGUGAAUCUCGGCUCGAUAUCAGGCGGAACGGACAUAAUCUCCGAUUUUGGCGUGCCCUCCCCGUUGAAGCCCGUGGUCACCGGGGAGAUUCAAGCGAUCGCGCUGGGUAUGGCAGUUCAGACUUGUGGGCCCACAGGUGUUGAUUUGAGUGCGACAGGCGAGCCAGGGGAGCUAAUCCAGUUUUGGGGCGCUUUAGGUUCGUCGAGAUACCAGUCCUCCUACUUCGCCAGAUACCCUGGAAUUUGGGCUCACGGUGAUCACAUCCGGAUCAAUCCGCGCACGGGCGGACUGAUCAUGCUAGGCCGGUCGGAUGGGACACUGAACCCCAGCGGUGUGCGGUUCGGUAGUGCAGAAAUAUACAACUUGCUUCAGCAUCGUUUCGCAGCGCAGAUUGAGGAUGGGCUGUGCGUGGGUCGGCGUCGGCAACAGGACUCUGAUGAGACGGUUGUGUUGUUUAUCAAGAUGCGCCAGGGUCAGCGCUGGACGCUGGCCCUAACUGAGGCGAUCUGCCGUACCGUGCGGGAGGAGCUCUCACCAAGACAUGUUCCAGGGUUGAUCAGCGAGUGUCCAGAGAUUCCAGUGACGGCAAACGGGAAGAAAGUUGAGGUAUUGGUGAAGAAGAUAAUAAGUGGUCUCGAAAUUUCGAAUGCCGGAGGAUCGGGUACAGUGAAUGUCGAGUGUCUGCGGUGGUUUCAGGACUGGGCAAGUCGGAAUUGAGAUGAAUCAUUGCGAGUACUCUAUAUAUAGCGAAAUCAACGGAAUAAUAGGACAUAGUAAACUUCUCUAUAAAGCAUGGAUAUUUCUG